UUAUGGAAAUGUAAAUGUCAAAAAUACUAAAGAGAUUUUUCAUAGUUUAAAUUUAUUACUUCACUUUUAAGUCGAUACCAUUCCGUAGAAUUCAAUCAGAAAAGCGUCCAGGAAGAAAUAAAGGAAGUGACAUGGAGUGGCUAAAUAUAGCAAAUAAUUGCCGAGCGUGUCAAAUCAAGACUCAGGAAGAAUCUCAAAUAUUUAUCUUUGCCACAACCAAUCUCCCUGACAUCUACCAGGAAACCACAUCCCUGGACAUUUAUGAGAACGAUGGAUUACCCAGAGUAUUAUGUUCAACUUGCUACGGUCGUCUCCUGGAAGCCUACAACUUCCGGAAAAUGUGUUCUGCUGCAGUUCUGCACUUCCAACAGAUCCUGUCAAUGGAAGUGCCUGAGGAGAAAUACACCCCACCUGAACUUCUAAGUGAUCCUCUAAUGGUAACAAAGACAGACGAUUCGGAUGCGUCUAACGGUCCUCCGGAAAAGAAAUACUCCCCUCCGGAUAGAAGCUAUUCACCACUUGAAACUGAUGAUAAAUCCUUAAUAGAGGAGAAGCCACUGGAAGUACUUAAAACGGAACCUGAUGCUGAAGCACCUUUGACCACUCGCACAACCAAAAAAACUCACAGGAGAAAAAAAUCAUCUGGGGUUAAUAAAAAGAAGAAGACUAGCCUUCCGGAGGGGAAGCUCAAUAUGGAGUGCAGUCACUGCAAUUCGAAAUUCCGACGGAAGUUGCGUCUGGAGAUGCACAUGAGGGAGAAGCAUCUGGGACUGAAACCCUGUCAGUGCAAAAUCUGCGGAAAGGGGUUCGGUAGAAUAAGUUCCCUCAGGGGACACAUGGGUACCCAACAUGGAGAAAAGAGGAAAUAUCCCUGUCCGGAUCCUAAAUGCAAAAAACAGUAUGAUACCGAAGAAAAUCUCAACUGCCAUGUGAAAAAGUGGCAUGAUCCGGAGAAUCCCAGGUUACCGGCCCCGACUAUUGAAAGGGUGUGCGAAGUGUGUGGAAAAUCUUUCAAGACCUCCACAGAUCUCGUGAGACAUAGCUACAGUCACGGAGUUAGAAAACCCUACGGCUGCAAACUCUGUCCAACGAGAUUUCCUACACCGAAUAAACUCAGGUUGCAUAUGAUGCGACAUGAAGGAAUUAAGAAUUUUGAGUGUACUGUUUGUGGACUCCGGAAGGUUACGGCUAAAGAACUGAAAAUUCAUAUGAACACUCAUACCAGAGAAAUCACCUAUUCUUGUGAAUUCUGUCCGCACGAAACCAUUAACAUCGUCAGUAUGAGGCGUCACGUAAAGGUGGUACAUCAGGGAGUGAAGGAUUUCCAUUGUCCGCACUGUGAGAGAUCAUUCGGAAAGCCGGAGACCCUUAAGCAUCAUGUGAUGACCCACACGGGAGAGAAGCCACAUGCCUGCAACCAAUGUGGGAAGAGAUUCAUCCAGCAAACAGCCCUCAAGACUCACAUGAAAACUCACCUUAAAUCUAAGUGAUUUCUAAGUGAUCUAAGUGAUUUCCUAAGUAAUUUUCAGUUGUUCUGUUUGCACAGCAUUUCACCAAUUAUGUAAAUUAUGUUUCAUGGAUAAAUAUAAUAAACUAAAUAAGGUACUGGCUUCAAA
This is a messenger RNA of Phlebotomus papatasi, 1616 nucleotides long. RefSeq names its product zinc finger protein 77-like. Gene Ontology annotation, molecular function: zinc ion binding. Gene Ontology annotation, cellular component: nucleus. The coding region runs from base 132 to 1490 and encodes 452 amino acids. The record is from RefSeq and is a predicted model, not a curated record. The transcript has a single exon. Lineage: Eukaryota; Metazoa; Arthropoda; Insecta; Diptera; Psychodidae.